AAGCCGCAGAAAGUGAAAGGACGCUUCUCUACGAUGUUUCUAUAGAGGCAAAACAUGGCAUUAUAUUCGUUGAACCAAGGCGAACAUGCUCUUUAUUUAAGACAGAGCGAUAACAUAAAAAAUUACAAUUGAACGUCGCACUUCACUUAGCAUUUAACGGACCGCUAUAGAAGAGAGCGAAUUAUGGAUUCACACGUUCAAGAAACAGGAUAUGAGCGCGUCUGUUGUAUACUAAAAGAAAUCGACAAAGAAGAAAUGCUUCCUGUCUUUAAGGAAAACGAGUUUAACGAUGUCUUUUUCACGGAAUGUACAACAACAGAAAAAGAAAUGUGGGAAGUACUGCAGAAUGUUAUCCAUAUGACUUCUGGUUCUGCUCGCAUAUUCAGUAAAACAUGGUCUCUCAACAAUAAGAAAGAUUGCCUAGUCAAUGUCAAAUUUAAAAGUAAAGAAAGUCUUCCUCAAGCACCAAAGACAAGUCUGCCACAGGAAAAUAGUGAAAAGCAGGAGGAGCAAUUACUAAUUGAAAAAAAUUUCUGCGAUGCAGCUGUUGAUGGUGAUGCUAAACACACUGACGUUCCAAAGUUUUGUACUCGACGACCAUUUGGACAAGAAGCCGCCAAUCACAAAUAUGAGCUUGGAGCGGUGUUUUGCGAUGCAGAAGAUGUAAAAACCGAGAUCAAAUUGUUUACAAAAGGAAACCCCCAAAGACUUCCUUGGGUAAUGAUGGAAAUAGCUCGCCCAUUUAUAACUGGAGUUCUAAAUGCAGGUAAUAAUGGAACAAUUUAUUUUGGAAUCGGGGACUCAGAAAACAAACGCGAUAAUUACAAACACGGCGAAGUUGUUGGCCUCGAAGUAGAAAAAUUGAAGGAUUCAAUUAACAAAUCAUUAAACACUGUACUGGAUGCUCACGUUAAGAAUGGUGUCGAUAGUAUGUCUAAUGCGGAAAAGCAAGCAGUAAAAGUUUAUUUUAUCCCAGUUGAACAAUCAGGUAGUAGAACUAACAAGUACAUUGUGGAAAUUGAAGUGCAUCGUAACUGGAAGGUUUGCAAGGAUCAUAUGUAUUUUAUCGAAGAAUGGAAAAGAUCAGAGAACUGGAAAAAAGCUUCAAAAUUCAAUCUAAAUGUUUUGUACGAUAUAAAAAAGGGCAACGAUAUUGCAUAUGUUCGAAUGUGCGGAAGUACAAAAAAAUUGAACCCCGGAGAUAUUCCAAUGAUGCAAAAGGAGCUAUCAGGAAAAUACGAAGAAUGGAAAGUGGAAAAUGAUAAAAAACAGCUUCCUGAAUUACUCCAACAGGAAUCAAUAGAUACCCAGACCUCUUCAAAGACAAGUGAAGAUCUAAGAAUGAGUCUUCAAAAUCUUCAACCAGAGAUUAACUAUAUUUUGAUUGCAAGUAAAGUCCCAAAACGUUACAGAGGAACGAGCGAACUUUCUUUUCUAAAAUAUAUUCCUUGGCUGUGUGUCUUUGAUUUGUUUGAUAAGAUAUCAGAAUCUGAUGGCCUUUACUAUAUCGUGAACAAAACCAAUGAUUCUGCCCAUGCGAUUUUGAAAAACUUGGGAGACGUUAACAACCCAUCAACUUUCACAAAACGAGCCACUACAUGGAUUCUGCGUAGCCAAGAACUUUAUGAUCAAGAUUGGAUUAGGUUCUCAAAGAAACAAGUCUACGAGGCUCUCUCAGCAGCUAAAGAAGAAUCACCAACUAAGAAGCAUUGGGUUAUUUUGUGUUUAAAUGAUGAAUUUUUGGAGGAAAUGGCUGAUAUGAUUGAAAUUUUGUUUACUACCCUUGGAAAGGAAGCCCAAUAAAACAAUUACAAUCAUUUCAGAAAAGAAAGACAUUGGUGAAAGAUUAGUAAAACCUAUGAAAGAAACAAUUCGAAAGGAUUUAAAAUAUCCUAGUUCAUAUUUUGGUCUUCCACUUGAUAUUUUUGAGAAAAACGUUCAGGAAAUGCUGGGUCAAAACAGUUUUCAUGGGCCAAACAGUACUACCGAUCUUCCUUAUAUAACAGGUUGUCUUAAACCUGUUUUGAAUAAGAGAAUCAAAUCCCUGACUGAUUUGGAAGUGUUCUGCCCAAAAUCACCCACAUGGUCUCAGAAUGAAAUCAAGAAAGUCAGAGAAGACUUUUAUAAAGGUGAUGUCAUCCAGCAACUAAAUCUUUUCCAUAAACAUGGUAUUGAACGAACACUUCAAGAAAAGUUAACAAGCAAGAUAGAACAGUGCCUUAUCAAGCUUUCAGAUCCUAAUACAAGUGAGUUUUUACGUUCCGUAGAAAUAGUUAACUUAAAAUAUGAACCUGGCUCUGGAGCUACAACUUUAUGCCGUAGAAUAUUAUGGGACGAGAAAAAAAAAUACCGGUGUGCUGUUGUCAAAUCGAUUGAAGCAGACACAGACUACCAAAUUGACGAACUUCACCGAUUUGCCUACGAAGCGGGUUUUUGUUUCAUUCCUCCAGUGUUGGUUUUGGUGAAUAAAUUUCCAGAGCAAAGUCUGAAACGUCUGGUCGACAAGCUUUUCGAAAGAAGAACAAAAUGUGUUCACUAUACCAAUGAAUACCCAUGUUAAUAUAAGUAGAGAAGAAGAAAAUAAUGAUGCAGUUUUGGCCUUGCUUGAUGACGUUGAAUUGGAGAGAAUAAAAAAAAUACUGACUGAAGUGGAAGGAAAAAAUGAAGAGCAAAAAAAGGCAGCUGAAGACAAAGUGAAAAAGGAAAAAAGAAUAAUUUGGCUGGGCUUGGAGUUAUUUGGCCAAGAGUACAGUGCAGAUCUAGAUGAUAGGCUUUCUGAAUAUAUUCAACAAAUUAUUAGAUACAGUCCAACCAAUCGACUGAAAGCUGCCUGCAAGACGAUUCUACACUUUUCUUCUUUCUUGGAUUACUACAGCAAAGGCCAAUAUAAUUACGGGACUUUGUAAGAAUGUCUGCUGUCAUUUCUUCGGUUGGAACGUAACUGAUCUUUAUUUCCUUGCUUUGUACUCUUUCUCGAAUGAAAUGUAGUUUCGUAUCGAUGUGCUUUGAUCGUUUAUGCAUUACGGGAUUGUGACACAUCUUUAUACAAGAUUGGUUAUCUUCUCCAAUGUUGGUUGGUUUCUUCAUUGGAUAACCUAAAUCUUUCAUUAGUGCUCGUAGGUAUAUUGCUUCUUGUACAGCUGCCGCCAUAGCUUGAUAUUCGGCUUCGGUUGACGAAAGUGCUACAGUUGCCUGUUUCUUCACUUCCCAGCUGAUUGCACCUCCGUUCCCUUCAAAUUUGAAGUAAUAUCC
Molecule: messenger RNA, 3252 nt
Organism: Xenia sp. Carnegie-2017
Lineage: Eukaryota; Metazoa; Cnidaria; Anthozoa; Malacalcyonacea; Xeniidae
Exons: 9
Coding region: 184-1803 (539 amino acids)
Source: RefSeq, a predicted model, not a curated record